Pelagomonas calceolata is the source of this 1350-nucleotide messenger RNA. The record is from the annotation of a GenBank genome assembly. Lineage: Eukaryota; Pelagophyceae; Pelagomonadales; Pelagomonadaceae.
CGGCACUACAAUGAGCUCCCGGAGGGAUGGGGGGGGGAACUUACGCCGCUACGUGUCCAGGUCGCCGAGCGCCGGCGUCGGCUCCGGCGAGGGCGCCGGCGCCGGCGUCGCCGGGAGCCCCCCCGCGCACGCCGCGAUGACCGCCGUCGCGUUGCCCGGCCCGUGCCGCGUCAGGUCCAUGAGGACCUCGGACGACGCGAGCACGAUCCUGUAAUGGUCCGGCCCGCGGGGGGGCCAGGGCUCCGUCGCGACGACGCGCGUCGACCGGACCGUCUCGCACUCGUCCCGCGCCCGCGGGUCCGCCUCCUGGGCCAGCGCCGUGACGGCGCCCGCGAGCUCGCACGUCUCGGCGGGCGUCUUCUUGCAGAACGAUGGCCGCCACUUCGGGUGCACGGCGUAGGCGCACCGCUUGACCGUCCGGAAGACGCUCUCCUCGCCGGCGCGCCCCGCCCAGACGUGCGAGUCGACGAUGACCUGGCGCGGCGCCGUGCAGCACGUCUCGCACGGCCUGACGCCGCCGUGCCCAUCCUUGCAGUAAGGCCCGACGCCCUGCGUGAAAAGGCACUUGCCCCGAUCGUCGGCCGUGCAGACCGAGCAGUAGCCCGCGUGGGGGUCCAGCGCGGCGUCCUCGGCCUCGCACGGCGUGCAGGGGUCCCGCGCCGUGCACGCGGCGCCGCGGCCGUGGCGGCAGUCCCGGUCCGUCGGCUGGGUCCCGCGCUCGUGGAUCCAGUGGGGCACGAACCGGCCGUCGAGCUCCUGGCAGUACGCCGAGCCGUCGGCCGGGCACGGGACGGCCGCGGGCGUCCCGUCGCCCGCGUGGUAGACGCGGCCCGUGGCGUGGUCGACGCACCGCGCGUAGGGGUGGCAGAAGCACGGGUUCACGGUCCCGCCCGCGGGGUUCAGCCGGUCCACGGUCGAGCGCUUGCCGCCCUUGCGGCUCCGCUCGCAGUCGUAGCGCCGCGUGUGCGCGGGCAUGACCGACGGCGGCGCGUGGUUCGCCGCGAGGAAGACGUAGUACCACUGCACGCAGACCAGGCCGAGCAGGCACCCCGCCGAGAAGUAGUAGCCCAUGUCGCUCCGCGCGCCCCGCCGGCUCGCGUAGGACGCGAAGAUGGCCACGGCCCACGCCACCACCAGCCCCACGAAGAGCGCCGCCGCCACGUUCUGCACCGAGCCCUCGUCCAGCCCGUAGUCGUAGCACACGAGGCCCCCGAGCACGCACUCGCCGCCCCAGCUGGCGUGGCUGCCCCCGAGCUGCACGUCGCCGGCGUCGCGCGGGCCCGGCCGGAGCGAGCCCAUGUUGGCGUAGGGCUGCCCCGCUUCGUCCGGUGGGCCGCGGGCUCAAAAUAG